AUGUCAAAGACUGUUCUGCUUUUUGCCAUCGUUGUCCUGGUCUUUGUGACUGUUGAGGCACAAACUAGGCGACCAAUCAAUCGACAGAUUUGCCAACGCCAAAACGAGAGGUGUCUCCGCAAUGAGCCCAGAAAUGGACGGAACAAUGACAUUUCGGAGAUCUUCAAUCAAUGGUGUCGGGGAUCCAACCCAAGAUGGCGUAAUAUUUCACGAUGCGAACUAACCCGGGCCACUUGUCGCUUAACCCUUGAGAACUGUGCCACCUUGUCCUGUGAGAAUGUGAGGCGAGCUCUGCGGGAGGAGCGCACGACUACUACUAGGCGUCCAGGGCCCCGCGAGGAAUAA
Drosophila serrata is the source of this 345-nucleotide messenger RNA. It is a transcript of the gene Eig71Eb, whose product is annotated as Ecdysone-induced gene 71Eb. The record is from RefSeq and is a predicted model, not a curated record. NCBI's taxonomy places the organism in Eukaryota, Metazoa, Arthropoda, Insecta, Diptera, Drosophilidae.